Rhizopus microsporus ATCC 52813 is the source of this 1260-nucleotide messenger RNA. Its product is annotated as P-loop containing nucleoside triphosphate hydrolase protein. Gene Ontology annotation, molecular function: microtubule binding; ATP binding; microtubule motor activity. The record is from RefSeq and is a predicted model, not a curated record. The transcript is spliced from 5 exons. Gene Ontology annotation, biological process: microtubule-based movement. NCBI's taxonomy places the organism in Eukaryota, Fungi, Mucoromycota, Mucoromycetes, Mucorales, Rhizopodaceae. The coding region runs from base 1 to 1260 and encodes 419 amino acids.
AUGCUUGGAUCAUCCAGCCUUGCUCACCUACACCCAUCCACCAGGAUCGCCCGAUCUCCAUUCAUCAGAAAGAAAUACAAUGGAUCACUAGUCAACAUCCUCGAGACACAGCAUAAACUAAACAAGAUCAACCAAGAUCAACUAUUGCGCGUAUGCGUUCGAAAAAGACCACGAUCGAAAAAGGAGCUGAGUCAAGGCGAAAGGGAUGGUGUGUCUGUCAUGGAUGAUAACUGUACAAUCCUUAUAAAUGAGUCAAAAAAACGACCUGACUCAUCUCAUUUUACUGAACGUUACAUGUUUACAUUUGAUGACGUGCUAAAUACAGAUCAUGUAAAUAGUUAUGUUUAUGAGAGGACAGCUCAACCACUUGUCAGUUACAUUUUUGAAAAGAGUGGAAAUGCAACUUGCUUCGCCUAUGGACAACGUAAUUCAGGCAAAACUCAUACCUUGUUCAACAGUCAUGACGGAAUAAGCGUCUUGGCGGCACGUGAGGUUUUAAAUAUGCUCCAGAAGCCGGAAUAUAUGCAUCUGUCUGCAUGGGUGGGGUUUUAUGAAAUAUAUCAAGAUCAAUUGUACGACCUAUUAGAUGAUCGUAAGAAGUUGUAUACAAGAGAGAUAAAAGAUCAUCCUAUGGCCAUUGUCGGAUUAAAAGAGUUUCGUAUCAAAAAUGUAUCUGAUAUGAUACAAAUGAUAAACUGUGGCAACCAAUUGCGUAUGAAAGAUCCACUUUAUUCCCAUGCUGUUUUGCAAAUCGCCCUGAGGCAAACUGACGACAAGAAGGUAACCAUGGGGAAAUUAAGAGUGAUGGAAAUAGCCGAAGGCGCAUUAGAUAAAGACGAAAGGACAAGGGCAGAUGUAGAGCUGAGAUCAAAGCCAGUAAAGACAAAAAAAGUGAUUCGUUUACUAAAUGAAUCAUUUAUGAAUAAAUCGCGUGCAUGUAUGAUUGCGACCGUAUUGUCUACUCCAUCCAAUAUUGAGAGCACGUUGGAUACGUUAAGAUGUGCGAAUGAAAUCAAAGGUCAAAAGGAGUCUAGGGCCAUUAGUCCCGAGAAGAUGACAGAGUUUCUUCGUCAGCAUAAACAGCAUAUUUGUGAUAUGAACGAAUGUUUAAACAAGGAGAUCAAGUUUAUUCAUCAGCCACAUGCAAAAAGAAGCGUAAAUGAAUUUAUCGAGUAUCUGGAGACAUUGAGCGAUUUAUUGGAACUAAAGGCAAGAUCGAUUCAACAAUUAAAGAAGAGGAUAGACGAGAUCAAGAAAUAA